AGCCUCAGCGUCGAGGGCGCGCGCUGGCUCGGCCGCCCCCCCCCCCGCCCCUCGGGGCGCGCGCGGGGGGAUGCAGGCGCCAAAGCGCGCCAGCGCGCCUUGGCGCGGCACUGCGGCCAUGGGGGACUCCCAGCAGGUGGCCGACCAGGACGAAGACCUGAUGUUCGAGUCGUAUGAGAGCGACGCCCCGCCCGAGGCUGGCGACGGGGUCGCGCAGUCCGUGUCGCUCAUGCGAUCCGAUCGGACCUACCAGCGCUCGACGCGCCCCGCGAACGACGGCGCGCUGCGGGAGAUGGCCAUGAACGUGCAGGCCCUGCUGGCGGGGCAGAGGAGGGCCGAGAAGCUCCUGGACAGGCUCGCGCGGACGAGGCCGACGGUUGCGGUCGCCUCCGACGACGACCUGGGCCUGCCCGCGAGAUUUUCUACGCAAAGCAUGGAUGUGAGCAGCAUGAACGCGACUUCCGAGGGCGUGGCGGACGAGGACGCCGACCGAAGCCCGGCGGCCAUGCGCAUGGGGCCCAUCCUGAGCCACCAGCUGGGGCGCUCCACCAGUGGCAUGGUGGGCCAGGAGUCCAGGCUGGGCGUCGGCGAGGACGAGCACGUGGCGUCGGGCCUCCCCGACUGGUUCCUGAACCUGCAGGUCCAUGACCAAAUACACUGCGGCAUCGACCUCGACAUGAUCCAGAAGUUCACCCAGACCUCGAGCACUGGCCGCCUGCUGACGUGCGACCUGAACAAGAGGGAGAACCCGAGGGUGUUGUCGCGCAGCGGCAGCAGGCAGUUCUUCUUCGACGCUGAUGCACACAGGCACAGGCCGGCGCGCUUCGUUCUGAAGCCGUCCUCGCAGCUCCGCCUCGCUCUGGACAUCUUGAGCAUGGUGGUGCUCGCGCACGAUGCGGCGACGAUCCCCUUCCUCCUGGCGUUCGAGGUGCAGCACGCCGGGGCCGUCCUGUGGUUGUCCUGCCUGUCGGCGGCCUUCUGGACGACCGACAUGCUCGUGCAGUUCAGGACCGGCUACUACCAGGACGGGGAGCUGGAGAUGAGGCCCUCGCAGAUCUCCCGCAACUACCUGCGGAGCUGGUUCUUGCUUGAUUUCGCUGUCCUCGUCCUGGACGCGGC
Molecule: messenger RNA, 1119 nt
Organism: Prorocentrum cordatum
Lineage: Eukaryota; Dinophyceae; Prorocentrales; Prorocentraceae
Source: the annotation of a GenBank genome assembly